AUGAUUCCAGAGCAAAGAAAGAAGUCUUGGCAUUCUAUUGUCUGGUUUGCAGGACAGAUUCCAAGACACUCGUUUAUUACUUGGAUGGCUUUGCUGGGUCGCCUGAAUACUAAAGACAGAAUUAUGAAGUGGGGGGUUGUCUCAAACAGCACAUGUUCCCUGUGUAACCAGCAGAAUGAGGAUAUAGAGCACUUGUUCUUUGCUUGCAGGUUUUCUAGUAUUUGGGAGAAAGUCUUACAGAUCUCUGACAGAGCUAGACAGAGAUUCACUUCGAGAAGAGAAGUUAGCUAUAUUGUUAGAAGAACAAAAGAAAAAUCCAUUAGGGCUAAAGUGAUGAAGCUGUGGUUCAAUGCAUCUGUAUACCACGUAUGGAUGGCAAGGAACAAAAUUGUGUUUGCGCAGGAAAAUCAGAUAGUAGACCAAGUCUUCAAUAGAAUUGAAGCAGAUCCUUUGGGCUUGUUGUAUUUGGGCCUUUUUCAAGCAAUAAAAAUGCUUUCUUUAUAUCAUUAA
Molecule: messenger RNA, 510 nt
Organism: Mercurialis annua (annual mercury)
Lineage: Eukaryota; Viridiplantae; Streptophyta; Magnoliopsida; Malpighiales; Euphorbiaceae
Exons: 2
Coding region: 1-510 (169 amino acids)
Source: RefSeq, a predicted model, not a curated record